AUGAUCCCCGUAGAUCUUCAGGGUAUGAGCCCAAAACCAGCCAUUGUGCUUGAGGGCGAGGUCUCAGGACCACGAUAUGGUGCAACGACGGCUGCUGAGGACCCAGCUGCAGGACUGCCUAGUGAUACGCAGGAUGUUGGUGUUUCGUCAGUUGUGGCUGGAGAGAACAUCCAGCCCCCAGUCGUUGAACAAGAGCCGCGUGAAGCCGCCACCUUGGAAGCUCCUUCUAUGGGGCAGCAGGGUGCUGGAACUGCGCUGCCGGUUGGAUCGGAAGCACCUGCCGCUUUGGGUUCCUUUGGUUCGGGGUCAGCUUCAACUUCGCAGAUGGUCUAUACUCAGGUGGGCCAGCGGGUUGAGGUUGGUGGAAUGGAGUUCUCGCCUCCUGAGGACUUCCCCAGUAACUCUGCUCAGCAAGGAACUGGAGCUCAGAACCUUUGGAUAAUGCGGCUUGGUGAGUUUGUGCAAAGGAGAGUGAGCCAAGCAGGGGCCAUGAUGACGCCUAUUUUGGAGUCUCGACAUGCCAGGACACCUAAUCAGGUUGCUACGCCCCCUGCUCGACAGCCCAGACUGUUUACACCUGAGGCAGAACAUGCAAUGGCACAGUGGGCGAGACGGGCUCCUCACCUCCACACUCCUGAGCCUCCAGCAAGGCCAGCGGAGGUAUCUUCCUCGAGCGGUUCGCUUUCUCAGGAGCAGCUCCUUGCAGAGGUGAAGCGGCAGGUUCAGCGAGAAAUGAGAGUACACGAUGAGCAGAAUCAGAACUUGAUACAGGAGAACCAGCAGCUGCGAACUAUGCUGCAGAAGGUUUUGGGAGAAAUGAGUGCGCGAGGCUUGGGAGGUCAAGGAGAAGAAGAUGGACGUGGAACUUCAGGAGGACCUCAGGGAACCGAGGCCGCUCCACCAGCGGAUCGUGAUGGCAAUCCUCCUGGACUACGUCUUCCUUCCAGCGGAGAUGGAGGAAUUCCCUUCGGACCUCAACCUGAUGGCCCUCGCGUGACCUUCCCACAACAUGCAGGUGAUCCUCCUGGACAACGAGAAGGAGCUACAGGCUUCUGCGGUGAUCCCCUGGGAGUACGUGGACGUGAUCUAGGAUGCGGUCCACUUGGUCCUGGAGAGUGGGGUGGUGAUCCUUCGGCUCCUGUUGCAGGUGAAUCACGAGGCCACGACUCGGCACAUGGAGGGCCGAGCACGGCGAGAAGCCCCAUCGAUCCAAUGGGGGCUCUAAUGCAGGGCAUGGCGCAGUUGCAGAAUGCCAUGUCGCAGAGUUUGUCUUCCAAGGCAAAGGAGCCGGAACAGGUUAAGCCGGGCGUGGCGGAGUUGCCGAAGUUGGCCGAGCUUUCCAGCAACUCAGCCAUCGACGUGGGAGACUGGCUACACGGCCUACAGAAUCAUAUGGGCGACCUCUCCAAUGGCAGCAGUGCGUGGUGGAAGGAGAUCCUUAAAUGCCUGGUUGCCUACUACGUGGUUUAUAUGUCCUCUUCCCAUGUGGGCAAGCUUGCGGUGAAGCCGGAGGCCUAUGAGUCGGAGGAGCUCAGGGAUGUCAGAUGGGCCAGGGUGGAUAAGAGGGCGGCUGCGAUGAUCUUGGGAAGUGUCCCGGAGACAGUCAAGAGUGAGGCAAGGGUGAAUGGAACGCUGCCCAUGCUGGCAAGAAUCAUCGUCCUCUAUCGCCCCAGCUCUGUUGCGGAGCGCCAGCAGAUCUUGAAGGCGCUCGAAGCCCCUGGUACGGCCGCUAAUGCUGUGGACGCCGUGAACGAGCUAAGGAAGUGGAGCAGGUGGAUGUCGAGGGCUACAGACAUGGGGCUUCAGCCCCCGGACGCCAGCGUCCUCAUCAAGGGCUUGGACCAGCUCGUGAAGGUUGUCUUGACUGAGAACCAGGACAUUGCCUUCCGAGUCUCAAUGCUCCGAUACAACAUGGAAGUGGACACACGGCCCACAGUCAAGGGCGCUAAGGACUUGCAUCAGGCUUUGAUGUCGGAGUUGGAGCAAGUUGCGUACAGGAGCAGGCCUGGAUCUUCGAGUGCCCCGUUUGUCAAGGCAGCGACGGCACUACCUUCAACAAGGCCGUCAGCAACUCCACCUGCAGAUGGUGGCGCCAGUGUUGGGAGCCCGAAGGCCAAGGCAAAGCCUAAUUGCCGUUUCUACCUGACGGACAAGGGAUGUUCCAGGGGCAGUGCCUGCACCUUCUCCCACAACUUCACCCGCAAGGAGAAGGCUGGGAGGUGCUGGACAUGUGGGAGUACGCAGCACCAACAGAAUGCUUGCCCCACCAAGGCAGGCGGAACCAGCCCCACAGCAAAGCCGGGUGGAGCUCCGGGACCCAAGCAGUCGUCGAUCGUGGCGUCUGCGACAGUUACCAAUGCAGCCGGAAGUGAGGGCACCGCGGUUACUACCGGCGGCACUACUUCAUCCACUACUACCGCGCUGCCAACGGAGCCUACCACGGGAUCUACUACUUCGUCGCUCCCGGAAGGGGAGCUGAAGAGCUUGCUUCAGGAGGCUUCGGCGAUGCUUAAGGAGAUCCGGCAGCUCAAGAUGAUGGCGCUCUCGUCCACGCAGGUCGAGAAUCAGGCGGUUGGACACAAGUGCAACCCAAUGGACGGGAGAACUGGGCUGUUGGACUCUGGAGCUAGCCACCCAUUUAGGGAGGCAACUGAGGAGGAGCUAUGUGACGCUGACCUGGUGCGUGUGCAACUUGCAGACGGCAAGGAAGUUGUUCUCGGCCAAGGACCAAGUGGAACUCUUCUUACCCGGAAGUCCGGGUCUAAUGCCUCUGGUCCGAUUGUGCCCCUCGGAGCGUUGGUCCAGGACUUAGGCUGCCAAGUGUCUUGGACGAGACGAGGAGGUCUGGUCAUUCGUCACCCUGAACAUGGAGUGAUCAGGCCAAUGCUGCAAGGAAGGUGCCCUGUGGUGGCGGAGGCCCAAGCGUUGGACCUCAUCCGCGAGAUUGAGUGCGAAAAGCUGCGGGAUUUGCAAAGGGCUACGCGAGCGACUGCGAGAUCGUUGUGGCUUUGGGACGUUGAGAAGCCAUGGGCGAAGCACUUGGAAGACUUUGUGAAGACGGGCUCUCGGGCCUCGCAGCUGCAAGCUUUGUCUGUUGAAGGCUCGCCGUUUGCGUCCUGGACUGCGCUGGAGAGAUCGGUGAUUUCGGAGGCGAUAAGCCUGGAUGAUAAGUCGGGUUGGACGUUUCUGAGGGCAAUGCCGGGGUCACGACAAAGGAGAAAGAGGUUGAUGACUACCCCCUGGGUGUUGCAUUUGUUCUCUGGACCUGGUAAGUCCUUGGAUCCAGUUUUCCGGGAGCUUGAUGACGGCAGAGUGCUGGUGCAAGUGGACAUCAACCGAUCCAAGGCGGAGGACUUGAGCAUGGUGGCGGGAGUAUACAGGGCUCUGCUGUGGGCUGCGGCAACUGGCAGAAUUGAUGGAAUCAUUGGAAGCCCGCCCAACAAACCGGAGUUGGUUCAGAAGAUGAUGUGGUUGUCAGUGGUUUCAAAGGCAGCUAGGGCUGUGCAUGGUGGCCACCCGGUUUUCGUGCUUAUGGAGAGCCAGAAGGUGAUGAAGUUGGCGCGCAAUCCGGGUGUGGACAAGUGGAGUUCGGUGUCGUCUUCAUGGGACGCGUUCAUGGAAGCGGCUUGCCUUGAGGAGGUGGGCCCCAACGUGGUGACGAACCUCAACUUAGAGGACCCUGUCCCGUUGGCGACCGGCAGUGAUUUGGCUUGGACUGUGGAGUUCAAGCGAGCUAUUGCUUCAUCCGCUACGAGAUGGGGCCGUGAACCGGAUGCACUUCAGGUGGUCAAGUGGAUGAAGAAGCUUGAUGCUGAGCAGGGUAAGUUCUUGGAAGGCUUUACGGAUAAGGAGCUACAGAUGUGGCGCACACAUGUGCGCAACAACCAUUUGCCUUUCAAUCGAAGAUGCGGCACCUGUGUGAGAUCUUCGGCAACAGGUCGGGCUCAUCGUCGGGUUCGUCAUCCCAGUGCACAUUGCUUGAGUUUGGAUGUUGCGGGCCCUUUCAGGCAACGAGCUGCGGACCCCAAUCACAAUGACUAUCGCUACCUGCUUGUUGGAGCCUACUUGAUGCCAAGGCCACCUGAUGUACCACCACCUUCCAAAGAGCCUCCCAAAGAGCCACUUGAUGUACUACCACCUUCCGAAGAGCCACUUGAUGUACUACCACCUUCCAAAGAGCCACUUGAUGUACUACCACCUUCCGAAGAGCCACUUGAUGUACUACCACCUUCCAAAGAGCCACUUGAUGUACUACCACCUUCCGUAGAGCCACCAAGCGAGUCACUUGAUGCACUACAAUCUGAGUCGGAUGACACGGGCUGUGGUGUUGGAAAGGUAGAUCCUGGAGCUGGAUUCUCAGUUUUAGAUCCGUUUGUCGAUGACCACGAUGAUCCUCACCCUAUGCAAGAAGCUCCUGAAGGGCGAGUUCGGGAAGUUCCUGAUGAUGAUACCAGCGAGUUACGCGGGCUGUCCCAGGAGGAGUUUGAAAGGAUCUAUGACGAGGUCGGCCAGGAGCUUGAUUACGAGACGGUGUACGUGGUUAGACCAAUGAGAACAAGGACGGCAGCGGAAGUCAUGGCGGCGGUUCAGGAGUUGGUGUUGAAACUACGAGCAGAGGGCUUGCACAUUUCUCGUGUUCAUUCGGACCGGGCAAGAGAGCUUCGAGUUGAACCUCUACGUCGCUGGCUCUUAGAGAGGGGAGCCCUUUCUACGUAUACUGAAGGACAAGCGCCUCAGUCAAAUGGGCGUGCGGAGGCGGCUGUCAAAUGGGUGAAGACGGCUGUGAAACGAUUGCUUGAGUCCUCGGGCCUCGGGAAGGAAAACUGGGCGGUGGCGGCCAACUACGCAGCACAGGAGCAGAUGGAGAAGGUUUUGAGGCGAUCUUCGCCUAUGCUACCGUUCGGGACAAAGGUGCAUGUGCGGUCAAAGGUGUACGGGACAGGAGGGAGAUACGACUUGGACUCAAGAUGGAAGGCAGGCCGCUACGUAGGUCCAAGUUUGGAAGUUCGGGGCGGUCACCUCAUAAGGUUUGAGAACAGGGCCUACAUGACGUCUACUCAUCUACGACCUUAUUUACGGGAGCCUGAUCAGAUGUUUGAUCUUGAUGAGUAUGAGGUGACGUUACCGGUUCCGGCGAGGAGAUUGAGAACGAAGCUUGGAGCGAAGGACCUGGAGCUUCCUGAUGAUGCCGGUGAUGGCCCUCCUAACUACGAUCCUGAGCAUCCUGCUGAGCAAUUUGCGCUUCGUUUGUUAGAAGAAGAGCGCCUGACCCCGGACCAGCUAGAGAUUUUGGCUUUGAUGCUUCCUUCGAAUGCUCCCCUCCCAAAACGAUUUGGUCCUCAAGCAGAAGCCCAGAAGAUGUGGAUCUCUGGAGCGUUUGUCCAUGGAGGUAUAGUGGGGGUAAAGAAUGCUACUUCAGCUUUUCCGGCGAGUACAAAGGCCCUUGUUAAGUACGUGAAGCAGCUUCAGCCCGACCACAAGUUCAAUGCAGUGGCUGUCUCGGUUAAUGUAGAGGCCCAACAGCAUGUCGAUGCUCACAACGUUGGAAAUAACUUGAUUGCUGGGCUGUCCUACUUCAAGGGUGGCGCGCUGGAGGUUGAGGAGCCGACUGGUGUGAAGAUUUUGCCCUUGGACGGUGAUCAAACGCAUCAACUCUUCAACCCCAAGUACAAGCAUUCAACAAGGCCCUGGUACGGUGGAACAAGAGUUGUUUUGGUUGCGUACUCAGUGAGGGACAGUGGAAAACUGGGUGAAGCGAGGACCUCGUACCUUCGUGAGUUUGGUUUUGAUUGGGAUCCUCAUUUGUCAAGGCCUGAUGAACCACAAGAACCACCAGUGUCAGCAUUGAAAGCGAUGCGAGUUGGACUCAUGGAUGCCAGUCAGCCAGACAGGAAUGACCAUGCCCUACGCCCUGGAGCGGAUCGGGGUGAUCAAUACGAAGCCCACCCAGAACAACCUGCAGAUGCUAAUCGAGGCCUUGAUGGUGGGAGCAAAAAUUCUUCGGCUCACUACAUGACUCAUGACCUCGAAUUGGCCAUCGGAGACCUCGAGGACCGAGCUGCUCGCUUACGCGAUCUACUUGAGGAGGAGGAAAUCCUCAGUGAAGAGUACCGGCGAAUGGGACAAGAGACCCGGGUGCACCUCACAGACACGAGGGAUCAAGUGAGUGAGUUUCUCGAGUAUGUGCACCAGGAGUUGGUGGGCCUAGAGCGAGUGAAGUUGAUGGCUUGCGUAAUGUCGGCAAGGACUCCGGCCGAGGGUGCGGGAGAGGAGGAGAUCGACUACGAGGCUUUGCUUGAAGGUUUAGAGGAGGACUUGAAAGUCGUUCAUACUGUGCCCACAGCCCAGGUCAAACAAUAUCUGUCGCGGUGGACCGAGGCCAUCCGGAAGGAAGUUGAGGCUUUGUUUUCUUCUGGAACUUUGAGAAGGGUGACCAUUGAAGAGGCCAGACGCCUGGAAUCCACCAAGCAGGUGAUCUUCGCUCCCGCCAAGUGCGUGUUCACCCUAAAACCCCCCCAGGUUGUGGGGAAGAAGGCGCGGCGCAAAUGCCGCCUUGUGAUAUGUGGAAACUUUGUGAAGGACAACCAGUGCUUUGGCGACUUGUACGCCGCUGGCACAUCUACGGACGCGCUGAGGUUGAGUUUGGUCAUCGCGGCCAUUCGCCAAUGGGUCGCUGGGAUCAGCGACAUCACAGGGGCGUUCCUUUUGGCCACGUGGCCGGAGAAUCUCCCGAAGUAUGGAAUAUACCCUCCUCGUGUUGUUCGGGAUGCUGGAAUAACUGGCAAUGAAGCUUGGAUAGUUGAACGGCCAUUAUACGGUCUUCGGGAGUCUCCUCGCAUUUGGAACACCUACAGGAAUGAUCGACUCCGCAAGGCUCGUGUUUGCGUCGGAGACUUGGUGCUGAUCUUGAGACCUACUGUUUCAGAGCCUGAGCUUUGGACGGUCCUGUGUGAGGUUACUGGGACUAUGCAUGGUCUUAUCGUCCUUUACGUGGAUGACAUCGCCUAUUUCUCUACCGAGCCCAUUGUCAAGGCGUUGCAUGCCUUUAUCAUUGAGGAGUGGCCAGCCUCCGAUUUGGAAUGGGUGAAUGACUUGGAGCCGGUGAGGUACUUGGGCAUGGAGAUUCAAACGGACUCUCGAGUUGGUUCUGAUGGAGUGGCAAGGCGAGUCUUCACUGUGGGGCAGUCGGCCUACGUGAAGGACGUUCUCAUGUCUUAUGGGCUGGAGGGAUGCCAUACCACUCAGCUACCUGUUCCACGUGAGUGGAUUGAGCAAGCUGAAAACGAUGAUGAGCCUGAGCCUGAUAUUGAUGAGGAAGCGAUUAGAAAGGCUCAGAAGAUCGUUGGCGAGCUCCUUUGGCUAGCGACCAAGACGAGGCCAGACUUACUGUUCACGACCAGCCAUAUGGCUAUGACUUUGGCAAAGAAGCCAGCCUACGUCUCUCGAGUGGGGCAGCGAGUCUUGACCUACCUGGCGGGAUCAGCGGACCUUCGGCUUACCUUAGGUCCAACAGAGGAAGUACCCAAUGAACUGAUUUGUUUUACCGACGCCUCCUAUGCUCCGUAUGGUCGUCGCAGCUUUGGGGCUGCUGUUGUAACUCUGGCUGGGUGUCCAAUUGCCUGGAAAGCAGGCCGCCAAUCGUUUAUCACCCUCAGCGUUAUGGAAGCAGAGCUCUACGCAGCAACGCAGGGGUGCACAUUGUUAAGUUCGAUCCAUGCUUUGCUCGACGAGGUGUGUCCCGGCAGGUUUGUCAGGAUCCUCGCCGUCGAUAAUCAGAGCGCGGUUUCAAUGUGUGCUGGAGGCCCUGGAUCCCAAAGGACUCGUCACCUUAAGAUUAGGGCAAACUACGUGAGAGAGAGCGUGGAGAAUGGCACCCUUGUUGUACGACAUGUCCCAGGGGAUCUUCAACUGGCAGAUCUGGCAACCAAGGUUCAACCAAAGUUGCGACUUCAGAGGUUGUUGCAGCUUUGGGGCUUUGUUGGGUUUGCAACUGAGUGGAUCAAGGAGCUAAAGUUGAAGUUGAUGAUGAUCCUGGUGACGAUUGCUCAGUGCGUGUGUCCAGCACGUGGCGCGGAACUGGAGUCGAAGGACCCCUUGCCUACUACCGGAUGGGACGAGCUACUACUAGUUUGUCUGGUGGUUUCAGUGUUCGCGGUGAUUGCUUGGGAGGGUGUCCGAUGGGCUUAUAGGGAGUGCAAGCGGUGGCAAAAACGAGUCAGGCGUGCCAAGAAGUUAGAGGAUGUUGGUCGUCUUGCUGCUGGUGCGGCGAGGCGUGAGAUCGCGGAGGAGACCACCUACGCCUCCUAUCCCUACGCCGCCUGGAACUCCGCCGACUUCUACGUCCAGGACACCUGCGACUCCACGGGCGUCUCCGUUGAGACCGUCUACGCCUAUGGCAUCUCCGAGUACUACUACAUCAGCAAGGAGAUGACGGGAUGCAUGAAGGAGCAGAAGCUGCACGAGAUUGAGCGGGAGAUGAAACGGGGACUGGCGUUAGAGACCAGGCGCAGGCAGGUGGCGCUGGAGUUGCAGAGCCGUGGGCAACUUACCGAGGAGAGGAAGAAAGAUCUGCUAGAGGCGGGAACGGCAGAAGACCUAGAUGAUAUUUGGGCGCCCUUCCAACAUGCAGAGGGGGCUGGCAUGGACCUUGGCAUGGGCCCGCAAGACUUGCAGCUCCUGGCCACUUUGCUCGAAGAUUCGGCGAGGCAUGGCGAGGAGGUCUGCGAAAGUCCGGCAGAAGCGGCAGCGCGCAUCCUCAAGCUCUGCGGUCUGGAGGUCAACCUUGCGGCAUCAAGUCCCUGCACGCCUCCCAAGAGCGGUGCUCAAGAGAUGAGUCCGAAGGGCGAAGAAGCUCGAGCAGAGGAGCUUUCCACGCCCGCAAAGGGGCCCAAACGACGCCGCUUCCCAUCUGCCGUGGAGGAAAUUCCAGCAGCAGAGCAAAAGGACGAUCUGCCCAACGAAGCGCGGGAGAUGAGGGAGUCGCCGUGA
Molecule: messenger RNA, 8988 nt
Organism: Symbiodinium sp. CCMP2592
Lineage: Eukaryota; Dinophyceae; Suessiales; Symbiodiniaceae
Source: the annotation of a GenBank genome assembly